CCUUAGAUGCUCAGCUCCCUCCUCCUCUCUCUUCUUCUUCUCCUCCUCCUCCUUGUCCUGUUCUUCUCUCCUCCUCCUCCUCCUCCUCCUCUCCCCUCUCGCUUUGCCGCUCUCUCACAGCCUCGGUUUUCUUUUUUUUUUCUCCUCUUCAAUCUUGUGCAGGUUGUAUCUGACGGAGGGACCGGUGCCGCGCUCCCAUCCCCGCGCUCCUUCAGCAACAACACUGAUUCAUCAGCACCUGUGCCAACAGCAGCGAGUCGAGUGACCCAGCUCCAGGCCGACCGGCUUCACCUGUACAUGGAGACCCCCAGCUGGGCAGGAAACACGUUGUGUAAGUCAGGAAGCAUUGCUGUCUUCGGGAACGUGGUGUACAGCGGACUGCUGAACGAUCACCUCUGGCAUUUGGGAGUGCCCCUCUUUACAAGACUGGGUAACCAAGAGGCCACCAACCCCCCAGAAGCGAUGGCCCAGCCGUACACCCCAGCCCAGUACCCGCCUCCCCCACAGAAUGGCAUUCCCGCAGAGUUUGCGGCACCUCACCCGCUCCCGACGCAGGACUACACCGGGCAGAGCCGGGUGCCCGAGCACGCCAUGACCCUCUACACGCCCACACAGACGCACAGCGAGCCGGCCGGCACUGACAACAGCACGCCCGCCACCACGACCGCACCGGUCAGUGUCCUUCACCACCUGCAAACACUGUUCUCAACACGCUGUCAGCAAACAGAUGAUGUGACGCAAACAGAGGGCUCUCAGCAGCUCCAGCUCCAGCACUCAGACUCUUCAGAGAAGCAGCAGCCCAAAAGGUUACAUGUCUCCAACAUUCCCUUCCGCUUCCGGGACCCUGACCUAAGGCAAAUGUUUGGGCAAUUUGGAAAGAUUUUAGAUGUGGAGAUUAUCUUUAAUGAGCGAGGAUCCAAGGGCUUUGGGUUUGUAACUUUUGAAACAAGCACAGAUGCUGAUCGUGCACGGGAGAAACUAAACGGUACAAUCGUAGAGGGACGCAAAAUAGAGGUGAACAACGCGACAGCACGAGUGAUGACAAACAAAAAAGUGGCCAACCCGUACACGAACGGCUGGAAGCUGAAUCCGGUGGUCGGAGCUGUCUACGGUCCUGAACUGUAUGCCGUAACAGGAUUUCCCUACCCUGCCACAGGCGCUACGGUGGCCUAUAGGGGUGCCCACUUGCGGGGACGGGGACGGGCUGUGUACAACACAUUCCGCACAGCUCCACCUCCACCACCAAUCCCAGCUUACGGAGCGGUGGUGUACCAAGAUGGCUUCUACGGUGCAGAGAUUUAUGGUGGCUAUGCAGCAUACAGAUUUGCCCAACCCACCACCACCGCUGCUUACAGUGACAGCUAUGGCAGAGUCUAUGCAACAGCAGACCCUUAUCACCACACGAUUGGCCCUGCAGCCACAUACAGUGUGGGGACCAUGUAAAUACAAAAUGAAGAGCUGUACUCAGUAUUGAUGGACAUCACAGAUGAAAACAACGAAGAGAGGAGAACUAGCUUUAAGAAAAUAACAAAAGAAGAAGAAGACAAGGAGGAGUCCCUCUACUGAGGCUGGCGAGGAAAGACGGGAGGCGUACAAAGUGGCGCCGCGGCAGUGGUGUCAAACCAGCCACAAACUUGACAGACGGAGUGAGCCAGUUUCCACCAGGGACCACCUUUUUGCCGGGUAGAAAAAGACAGAGAUAGAAUGAAAAGUGUCCCGUUAUUAUAAAACAUUUUAUUUUUCUAUACUUUUGUGAUUUACAAUGGUAAAAAAAAAAGUGUGUAUAAAGCAGUAUAUAUGUACAAA
Molecule: messenger RNA, 1806 nt
Organism: Pundamilia nyererei
Lineage: Eukaryota; Metazoa; Chordata; Actinopteri; Cichliformes; Cichlidae
Product: RNA binding protein fox-1 homolog 3-like
Exons: 14
Coding region: 7-1443 (478 amino acids)
Biological process (GO): nervous system development; regulation of alternative mRNA splicing, via spliceosome
Cellular component (GO): cytoplasm; nucleus
Molecular function (GO): mRNA binding
Source: RefSeq, a predicted model, not a curated record